AUGACUGUCCGUACACCGGCCGUUCGUUUCAAACAGUAUCUGUCCUCGUUUUUCUCGACUCUCCGUAAGCGAAAAGGGAAUGGGGCGUUGCGGGACCUACAGGAUGGGGGUGAACUUUCUAUUGGAGAAAGUUACGUCACCUUAGGGCUGAUAGAACAUGUGAUAGAAAUUGAACAAGUUUCCAUAAUUACGGAGAAGCUUUCCAUUCAAAUCCCAAUUAUUCAACUCCCAGUUGAAAUAUGGGAUAUAAUCGUCGAUUUCGCAGUCGCCGAGAGCCGCGCCCGCUUCGAAGACGGUCAGCGCUGGCUGCAAAAUUAUGGAGGCGUUUGUCGGGCAUGGUAUCUGCGUUGCCGAUUCCACGCGCGGCAAGCAAUUUCCUUGAGCAACAAGACGACGAUUCACACUCUUCGUUUGAUCAAGAUGUUAAAGGGCCAGCCAGAAUAUGCUUCGGGCAUCGAUGCGGUGUGUAUUGAUCGGAAUAUUGAGGUGCUAGGUCCUCUUGCGACAUAUAUGGCGCAGAAGCUGCCUCGGAUGGCAACGCUGGAUGUCUUGCACUGCUGUUGGAGAACAGGAGAACCACGCACGCGGAUUUUCCACCGGAUGAGUGCAACGUUUCAGUCAAUGACGCGACUCCGACUCUUUGCAGUUGUAUUCUCGUCGCCUGUCAUCCUCGCGCGGCUGGUGUACUCGUUCCCCCAUCUUUGCAGCCUGACGUGCGUUGCAGUGACGUUCGAAGCGCUCGUUCUCGUCCCAGGUCCCUUGCCUUCGCUGGAGGGUAUCAGCCUGCAAGACGUGCGCGUUGGUGCUCGCGACGACGUGGUUGGGCUGCUCGUACAUAGCUCGCUUUGCGAGAGAGUCCGAGAAGUGACUCUGGAGUGUAUAAGUGCUCGGGAAUGCCAGAGACUGGUGGACACUGCAGGCGAAUCACUGUCCUACCUCAACAUAUGGCCUUGCAGGAAAGAUACUUAUCGUAAAGACUAUAGGGGUUGGGAUGAUUUCCCCCUUGAUAUCACACCGGCCGUCAAUCUACAUGCACUUCGAGUCAGCCACUUCUCUUUUUCUUCUAUCCACUGGCUUGCAGCCUUCCUGUCCCGUGCAUCACUACCUCAGCUUCACGAGAUCGAGGCGAAUUUUCCAUUUUACGCAGUCACCGAGACUCAGCUGUGGCAGGCAGCCAGUGGGGUUAACGACUAUUAUUUCACGCUAAUCGACCUACUUUUGUCCGGGCCUCGAUACCCUGCCAUUGCCUCGGUUACGUUCAAACUUGAUGUUGCCAGUUACCGCAGAUCGGAAGUGAAGGAUGUGCCAUCUGAGGAGGCCUGGCGGCUGUGUCUCGCGUCUAGGCUUCCGAGGUUACAUAGAAGACGACGUCUUCGGACACCCGUAGUGGUGAAUGUUAAUGAUGAAUGGUCAUGA
This is a messenger RNA of Fibroporia radiculosa, 1416 nucleotides long. RefSeq lists its product as uncharacterized. Bases 1 to 1416 code for a protein of 471 amino acids. Lineage: Eukaryota; Fungi; Basidiomycota; Agaricomycetes; Polyporales; Fibroporiaceae. The transcript has 4 exons. The record is from RefSeq and is a predicted model, not a curated record.